AUGCUGAAGUGGAUACUAUGUUUCUGUCUUCUUGGAAAAGCGUUAGCUCAAGGAGCGCCCGGUCAAAUGCCAUUAUAUGCAAGUGCGGACCCUAUGAUGUCUAAACUAUCUCAGAUUCAGUUUGCGGAAAUGCCAAAUAUGAAGGGCGACAAAUACCCAGAUGUUGAUGCUCAUCGCAUAAUUGGUCCUAUCAUGAGUCCUAUAAUGGAAGUUUUCGAUCAAAUGAAAGAGAACCAACGGGCUCGAGAUCAAGCUGAAAAAAUAAGAAAAGACAGAGAUGAUCAUCCAUUGAGUACAUCGAGAAGUUUAUGGGAAAUGUUUCAACGUUUACAACAGCCGACAACUACAACGACAGAAGCACCUCCACUCAUAGAACGACUUUUCAAGCCAUAUAUUGAACCAUGGCAGAAACAACUGGACGAUUUCUCUAAAGAUAUGGCGGGAAUCACUCUUAUUCCAACCACAACAACAACACCCGCUCCUACGACUACAACAACUCAAAACAUAUUGGAGAAGUCACUCUCCAUGUUCUUCCCGUCAUUACGUAGAAAACCACAAUCUGUUCCAACACUCCCACCAACUACAACUCCGACACCUCGCCUUUUUGACCCGGAUAUGUUUGAUCGUCUGUUUUUCAAACGUGAUAAAAGACAAGCAACCGUUGCACCAGUGCCAAAGUUCGAUUUGUUCACAGUGCCACCACCACCCCCACUUUUUCAAGAAUGGGAGAAACCUAUUCUCGGAGUAGCAAACCCAUUCACUCUGAAUCCAUUGAUGAAGAUGUUUACGACACCAUCUCCACCACAAACGCUGGCCCCUCUACCAAAGAUUCCCGAUCCAAACCCAUAUGAAAUGACUAAAGGACUUCCGGAACCACAAUUCAAACUUCAAGACCCCUUCUACAAUCCUUUGUUCCCGAGCAGGAAAAGCAAAAUAUUCGAUCUACUAGCGGGCGGUGAAGCAGGUCGACUACUCGGAUAG
This is a messenger RNA of Caenorhabditis remanei, 981 nucleotides long. RefSeq lists its product as uncharacterized. NCBI's taxonomy places the organism in Eukaryota, Metazoa, Nematoda, Chromadorea, Rhabditida, Rhabditidae. The transcript is spliced from 2 exons. The record is from RefSeq and is a predicted model, not a curated record. The coding region runs from base 1 to 981 and encodes 326 amino acids.